Sorex fumeus (smoky shrew) is the source of this 3978-nucleotide messenger RNA. It is a transcript of the gene GTF3C3, whose product is annotated as general transcription factor IIIC subunit 3. Gene Ontology annotation, biological process: transcription by RNA polymerase III. The record is from RefSeq and is a predicted model, not a curated record. Gene Ontology annotation, molecular function: protein binding. The transcript has 18 exons. Bases 54 to 2708 code for a protein of 884 amino acids. Gene Ontology annotation, cellular component: transcription factor TFIIIC complex. NCBI's taxonomy places the organism in Eukaryota, Metazoa, Chordata, Mammalia, Eulipotyphla, Soricidae.
UGCUGCUCUUCCUUCUGUUGUGUCCGGCUUCCCGGGAGCCCGAACCCGCCGCUAUGUCGGGGUUCAGCCCGGAGCUCAUAGACUACCUGGAAGGGAAGAUUUCCUUUGAAGAGUUCGAGAGGAGGCGAGAAGAGAGAAAAACCCGGGAGAAAAAAGGCCUUCAGGAGAAAGGGAAGUUGUCCACUGAAGAAAAUCUAAAUGACUCUGAAAUCCCGUCAUCAUCAGGAAUUGAUUCUACCAGAUCCCAUGACAAACAUGUCAGUGAAGGAGAAACAUCAGAUGGCGUCAGUAAGUCAGUUCACAAGGUCUUUGCUUCCAUGCUUGGAGAGAAUGAAGAAGAUGAAGAGGAAGAGGAAGAAGAGGAGGAGGAGGAGGAAGAAACACCUGAGCAACCCACUGCUGGCGAUGUGUUUGUGUUAGAGAUGGUUCUCAAUCGUGAGACCAAGAAAAUGAUGAAAGAAAAAAGGCCUCGGAGUAAACUACCCAGGGCUCUGAGAGGUCUUAUGGGUGAAGCCAACAUUCGCUUUGCUCGAGGAGAACAUGAAGAGGCAAUAUUAAUGUGCAUGGAAAUUAUAAGACAAGCUCCUCUGGCUUAUGAGCCAUUCUCUACUCUUGCUGUGCUCUAUGAGGACCAAGGUGACAUGGAGAAAUCACUGCAAUUUGAGUUGAUUGCUGCACAUUUAAAUCCCAGUGACACAGAAAAAUGGGUUAGAUUGGCCGAAAUGUCUAUGGAACAAGACAAUAUUAAGCAAGCUAUUUUCUGCUAUACGAAAGCUCUUAAAUCUGAACCUACUAAUGUCCAUUUUCUGUGGGAGCGAUCAAGCCUUUAUGAACAGAUGGGAGAUCAUAAAAUGGCAAUGGAUGGUUAUAGGCGAACUUUAAACCUUUUGGCUCCCACUGAUGGAGAACGUUUUAUGCAGUUAGCUAGAGAAAUGGCAAAGAGUUAUUAUGAAGCCAAUGAUGUUACGUCAGCUAUUAACAUAAUUGAAGAAGCUUUCUCUAAACACCAGGGCCUAGUCUCCAAGGAAGAUGUUAACAUAGCAGCUGAGCUAUACAUUUCUAACAAACAGUAUGACAAAGCUUUGGAGGUAAUUACAGACUUUUCUGGUAUCGUGCUGGAAAAAAAAUCUACAGAAGAAAGCUUUCUAGAGGAGAAUAAAGCUGAUGAGAUUGUUACUUGCACUAUACCUGAUGGUGUGCCAAUAGAUAUCACAGUGAAGUUGAUGGUCUGCCUGGUACAUCUCAACAUCCUUGAACCACUUAAUCCUCUCUUGACCACACUGGUGGAACAGAACCCCGAAGAUAUGGGAGACCUCUAUUUAGAUGUCGCUGAAGCUUUUCUGGAUGUUGGUGAAUAUAAUGCAGCACUUCCCCUUCUUAGUGCAUUAGUCUGCUCUGAAAGAUACAACCUCGCAGUAGUUUGGCUUAGACAUGCAGAAUGUUUAAAGGCAUUAGGCUAUAUGGACCGUGCCGCCGAAAGCUAUGCCAAAGUGGUUGAUUUGGCCCCCCUUCACUUGGAUGCAAGGAUUUCACUCUCCACUCUUCAGCAGCAGUUGGGCCGUCCUGAAAAAGCUCUGGAAGCUCUGGAACCAAUGUAUGAUCCAGAUACUUUAGCACAAGAUGCCAAUGCAGCACAGCAGGAAUUGAAGUUACUGCUUCAUCGCUCUACUCUACUGUAUUCACAAGGCAAAAUGCAUGGCUAUGUCGACGCCUUACUUACCAUGUUAGCCAUGCUUUUAAAAGUAGCAAUGAAUAGAGCCCAGGUUUGUUUGAUAUCAAGUUCCAAAUCUGGAGAAAGACAUCUUUACCUUGUUAAAGUAUCAAGAGACAAAAUAUCAGACAACAAUGACCAAGAGGCAGCUAAUUGUGAUGCUAAAGCCAUAUUUGCUGUACUCACAAGUGUUUUGACAAAAGAUGAUUGGUGGAACCUUCUGUUGAAGGCAAUAUACACAUUAUGUGACCUAUCCCGAUUUCAGGAAGCUGAGUUACUUGUGGAUUCUUCAUUGGAAUAUUAUUCAUUUUAUGAUGACAGGCAAAAACGCAGAGAACUAGAAUACUUUGGUCUCUCUGCUGCAAUUCUGGACAAAAAUUUUAGAAAGGCAUACACCUAUAUCAGGGUAAUGGUUAUGGAAAAUGUUAAUAAACCCCAACUCUGGAAUAUUUUCAAUCAAGUUACCAUGCAUUCCCAAGAAGUACGACAUCAUCGCUUCUGUCUACGUUUAAUGCUGAAAAACCCAGAGAAUCAUGCCCUGUGUGUCUUAAAUGGGCACAAUGCAUUUGUGUCUGGUAGUUUUAAGCAUGCACUUGGACAAUACGUGCAAGCUUUCCGCACCCAUCCCACCGAGCCUCUCUACAACCUGUGUAUUGGUCUGACUUUUAUCCACAUGGCAUCUCAGAAGUAUGUUUUAAAGAGACAUGCCCUUGUUGUGCAGGGCUUUUCCUUUCUUAAUCGAUAUCUUAGUCUACGUGGGCCUUGCCAGGAAUCAUUCUACAAUUUGGGCCGGGGUCUUCACCAACUGGGUCUGACUCACCUUGCAAUCCACUAUUAUGAGAAAGCACUGGAGCUCCCUCCAAUAAUAGUAGAGGGCAUAGAACUUGACCAGUUAGACUUACGAAGAGAUAUUGCCUACAACUUGUCUCUCAUUUACCAGAGCAGCGGGAAUAUUAUAAUGGCUCAAAAACUUUUAUUUACCUAUUGUAUUACAUGACACAACUCAAGUGAGAAAGGAGCAUUGGGUAACUGCUAUGUAUGGGCCAAUGUUUUCUAUCUUGGGACUUACUGUUAAGUAAUAAUUUCAAUAUUAUCUAGUGAUUUCAUUUUUAAUAUGUGAUAAAGAUUUUCUGGUAGGUAUACAGAAUCAUCCUUUCUACAUGAAUUUUAUAUUGUUUUGUUGUUUUCUCUUUCCGUUUUUUAGUAAAAUUUAUUUAAAGCUGGAAUGAAUAGUAAAAACUUUUUUGUAAGCUUGGGUUGAUUUUUUUAUGGACACCAUUUAUUCAUUUGUGCAUUUAGUGUUGUAUAUUAAUCACCAGUAUUUACCUGGUCUUAUGAGAAAUGCUUGGGACCAGCAGUAAAGCUGUGUGUGACCUCUCAGUACAGUUAUUUAAAUAUAGAAACUUGUGCAUUUAUUUAUUUGAAAGAAAUAUUAGUUUAUAUAUGUAAUUAAAUAGCAUAUUCAGAAUCACUAGCAAGCUAUUUUUUUUUUUUUGGUAUGUUCAUACUUAUUCCAGUUCAGGGUCACAAUGUGAAAGUUGUGCCUGUGUUGAUCUUAGAAGGAAAAAAGACUGCUAGUUAUUUUUUGUCUUCCAGGUUUUGCCUAUUAAAAUCUCCCACAGAUUUUAACAUUUAACAAGGAAUAUUGGGAACACAGAAACCUUGUAAGCAAUAAGAGUGUUUACUCCAAAGCAGAAUCUAAAACUUGAAUUUAAAAAAAUAAAAAUUCCCUGGAGAAAACAUUUUCUAGAGUAUCUUCUUAAAACCUGACAUUUCUUCCUCCACACUGUCCACUCAUCCUAGUCAUAGGGCCCCAUGUGCCACUUUGUUCCGUGAGAUUCAUUGCUGUUAUCCACAGUUGCCUCAGCAGGGAGUCUGCUUCAGAACCAACCUCAGCCCAUCAAGCAGUCCUUCUUCCUCCUCUACAAAGUUCGGAAUGAAGAGAGGGCCUGUCUGCGGGGCUAGCACUUCAUUUGAGGCACUUUCUGAUUGUCAUGAGGAGCCAGCUAGUCCAACUCUCCCAUUCUGAUGACAAAGAAAAAGGAAACUGACGCAUAAGAGACAGAGAUGAGAAGUGCAGAGUACAUUGUGCUCCCAGAGGUUUUUCCAGUUUCCCCUUCCUAUCUCCUAUGACUGUGUUGAGACACUUUCCUGUGGUUGUGUUGUUAUUUUUGAGUUCUUUCUGUAAGAUACUCUAGGUUCUGUACUGUAAUAAAUCACUUUUAUACUAGCUUUCGUUUUUCUGUUGUUUAAAUUUUAAAAAAGUC